AUGAAGCAAACCGAUUCAAUUCCAGAUUCUAUCGAGGAAAUCCUCAACGACGUUGAGGAGGGGUUAUUUCCGUCGGUCGGUACUCUAUCCCAUCGUUUCUGUAAUCUGCCAAACAUUGGUCUAAGUCCAGUGCAUUAUUCAACUCAAGAUCCAUCUAUGUUGGGUUGGACUGGUAGUAGAGGGACAAAGAUGUCUAGGCCCACGACCGAGAAUCAGAAGAUACAAAGCGUGUUACCCAAUUUAAACCCUUAUCAACGUUUCUAUGGGUUUCCUUCAUCAAAAACGUCUCAAGUCCUUCAACGGGAUCAAGGGGUACGCUCGCAUAACAGGACAAAAUGGAAAGAGAGACGAGAUGCAAAAAGGAAUUACGUGGGGUUUACACGGAGAUCACUUCUAGAGCCAUGUGUGAACUUCACCAUUUGUGAUGAGAAACAUUUAGACAUGGUUUGGCUCAAAACAUUGGGUGAGAUCGUUCACAACAGGGACAAACCAGGAAUGAGUGUUGUAUAUCACGGAGCUUCAGUGCAUCAGCGUCUGUUAGUUUCAAGCCAACCCGAAGUUGCAAGGAGGUACGAACCUGGACAUCAGGCUGGGUUUUGCACUGAAGGGAAUCAGAGGCUGUUAGUUUUUGAGUAUAUGUGCAAUGGCUCACUAGACAUUCAUUUACAAGUGAACAAGGGAACAAACUUAGACUGGUCAUCACAUUUGAUAAAAGAAAUUGUAACAAUAGGAUUAUGGUACUUUCAUGAAGAUUGCAGGGUGGGGUGGAUAGUUCACAUAGACAUGCAGCAGCCUAAAAACAUUCCCUUAACCCAAGUUAUGAACCUUUGGGUGCUUACAUUGGGCUCUUCAGCCUGCUCACUGAACAAGAUACAUACAAUGGAAUUGCUGGAGCUAAUCACAUGUAUAAGAAUCAUAGAACUACAAGGUUACAAGGCACAUGAAUUUUGGCAUGAUAUUUGUGCAUCACAAGAAAUGGAUUUGGUACAUCUUUUAGCUGAUAAGUAUAAAUUGCUUAAAAAGGAAAUGAGAUCUUUCUUUGAACAAGUUUUGCUAUCAGAACCGAAAUUGAGUGCUUCGGAUUGGAGGAUUCCCAUCAUUUUUCUUGUUUCCUGUUCUAUCAUUGCUCGUUGGGAACAAGUUGAUUGGUGGUUAUCUUGGUGGAAAGGGCGACUGGCUGAAGAUGUUACAGGGGAGGAAGCAUGGGCAAUUCAGAUCCAAUUUCUUGAAACAAGUCUUGAGGACAAGACUUUUUGGAAGGCGGGAGUAAUGAUAUGA
Molecule: messenger RNA, 1278 nt
Organism: Lactuca virosa
Lineage: Eukaryota; Viridiplantae; Streptophyta; Magnoliopsida; Asterales; Asteraceae
Source: the annotation of a GenBank genome assembly